AUGGCCACGCGAUCAUUGUGGCGCAUCCGAGGGAAGCUCGCGGUGGCAGCCACUGCGCUUCUUACUGGCGGUGCCGCAGCCACCGUGGCCACUUCCGAGGAUCCAGCGACUGCUCUGAAGCUCUGCACCGCUGUCCCUACCCGCCUCUAUCGCGACACCGUCACUGCCGCCUUUAUUGCUUUUGAUUAUGAAUACUCGCUCUGGGGGUUGUCGGAAGGAAGUGUUGAGAGGGCCAAAGUUAAACAUGAAGUUCACUUAAGGUCUGCGCAAAAACUUCAAGAACUGUGUUUUAAAAAUGGGGGAAUAUAUAUUAAGCUUGGGCAACACCUUGGGCAGCUGGAAUAUUUAAUACCUGAGGAGUAUGUUCAAACAAUGAGGGAGUCAAUGCUGAACAAAUGUCCGGUUUCUUCAUAUGAUCAAGUGUGUGAGGUUUUCAAGAAAGAGCUUGGAGAGGGACCAGAUAAAAUUUUUGAAGAAUUUGAUCCUGUUCCGAUAGCAAGUGCUUCCCUUGCACAAGUUCAUGUAGCUCGAACACAUGACGGCCAAAAAGUCGCUGUGAAGGUUCAGCACACUCACAUGACAGAUACUGCCACUGCAGAUCGUGCCACAGUGGAAUUAAUUGUGAAUACCCUACAUAGGGAAUUGGAUUUUUUGGUUGAGGCCAAGAAUAGUGAGAAGUGUUUGGAGAAUUUCCGGAAGCUAUCUCCUCAUAUUGCAGAAUAUGUUUAUGCACCAACGGUGCAUUGGAAUUUAAGUACUUCAAAGCUAUUAACCAUGGAAUUUAUGGAUGGUGCACAUGUGAACGAUGUGAAGACCGUACGAAAACUUGGGAUUCAGCCUAGUGAAGUUGCAACAUUAGUUAGUCAAGCUUUUGCUGAGAUGAUUUUCAGACACGGAUUUGUGCAUUGUGACCCACAUGCUGCUAACUUGAUAGUUCGGCCUUUGCCAUCUGGUAAACGGAGCAUUCUAGGCAAAAGAAAACCGCAGUUGGUACUCUUGGACCAUGGUCUAUAUAAAGAACUUGAUUUCACGACUAGGUUUAACUAUGCUGCCCUUUGGAAGGCAUUGAUUUUUUCUGAUGCUAAUGCAAUAAAGGAAAACAGUGUUAAAUUGGGUGCUGGAGAGGAUCUAUAUGCACUAUUUGCUGCAAUUCUUACUAUGAAGCCCUGGAAUAGGAUCAUUGACCCAUCUGUUGAUCAUUUGGUUAUAAAAGGCGAUGAUAGUGAGCGUUCUGAACGACAGAUGUAUGCAUCUCAGUUCUUCCCUCAAAUCUCUGAGCUUCUAAGGAGGUUGCCAAGAGUAAUUCUGUUGAUGCUGAAAACAAAUGACUGUUUGCGAUCUGUAAAUAGUUGUCUGUUGCAAGGAUCUUCUGUUGAGACAUUUUUCAUCAUCGGAAAAGUUUCCUCCAAGGCAGUUGUUGAGGCAAAGAAGUUACAGCGGAAAUCCUUACUGAGUAGGUUAGAUGUAUUGCUGGAGGAAAUCUUGUUGGAAUUUAGACUUCUGGGGAUGCAGAUAGCCCUGGACUUCAUAUUCUUUCUAUCCGCUGUCCAGAUGCUGGAAGGUGCUUUGGACACGGAUUGA
Dovyalis caffra is the source of this 1581-nucleotide messenger RNA. The record is from the annotation of a GenBank genome assembly. Lineage: Eukaryota; Viridiplantae; Streptophyta; Magnoliopsida; Malpighiales; Salicaceae.